GCCAAACACCGGCGGCGGCGGCCCGGCCGGACACCUAUUUUCUUCCUUUCCUAUUUGCCAUUUCUGGUCACGCUCUCCUCUUCCGCUAUCAACCGCCACCACCACCUCGCGCCUCCCCCGUCAGCUUCGCCCCGCAUGGUCCAGCGGAGCGCUCCAGGAGAUGCCAGUGCCGGCCGCGGCGGCGUCCAUGCGCGGCACCGAGGCGGCUGGCCCGAGGCACGCUGCGCGGCGACUGGGCCGCGUGCUGGACGGGCGCCGGCGGCGGGCCGCCCUGCUGCUCCUCGCGCUGGCGUACGCGGCCGCGAUGCUCAUGCUCGCCACGGGCGGCGGCGAGGGGCUGGGCGCCGGCGUCGUGGUGGAGGCCGCGCCGCCGGCGCCGCCGGCGGCGCCUGGGUCGGUGUACCGCAGCCACCUCGUGUUCGAGCGGCUCCUCCCGGAAAUGCGCGCCUUCGCAGCGCGGCCUAAUUCGUUAGUGACAUCUCAUCACAAAAAGAUUGGAAAACAAUGGAAACCUUGUAUCAGCAAGAGGUUGACAGAGUCAGAGUCACCAUCUUCAAACGGUUUCCUCGUAGUUGAGGCAAAUGGUGGCCUGAAUCAACAACGCAUUUCAAUUUGUGAUGCUAUUGCUGUGGCCAGAAUUCUCAAUGCAACUCUUGUGACACCAGCAUUUCAUUUGAAUAGUGUUUGGCGGGAUUCUAGCAAAUUUGGUGAUAUCUUCGACGAAGAUCACUUCAUUGAGUCUCUCAGAAAACAUGUAAGGGUUGUCAAACAACUUCCUGAAGAUGUUUUUCUACGAUUUGGUUAUAAUAUCAGCACUAUACCAAAUAUGAGAACCAAAGCUUUCUCGCCCCCAAGUUACUACCUACAACAGGUGCUUCCAAAAAUGUUGGAGCUUGGGGCUGUGCGUAUUGCCCCUUUCUCAAAUAGAUUGGCCCAUUCAGUUCCUUCAGGUGUCCAAAAAUUGAGAUGUUUGGCAAACUAUGAAGCAUUGAGAUUUUCUGAAUCAAUAAGAAUUCUUGCAGAGAAUAUGGUUGGCCGAAUGAUCAAGAGGAGUUCUUUAACUGGUGGGAAGUAUGUUUCAGUGCAUCUUCGCUUUGAAGAGGACAUGGUAGCUUUCUCAUGCUGCACAUAUGAAGGUGGUUCUAAGGAGAAUAAUGCAAUGGAAAAUGCUCGUGAAAGGAGCUGGAGAGGGAAGUUUCACAGACCUGGUCGAGUAAUAAAUCCUGAGGCUAACCGAAGGAAUGGAAGAUGCCCUUUGACACCUUUAGAGGUUGGAAUGAUGCUGCGGGGAAUGGGAUUCGACAAUACUACUUCCCUUUAUGUUGCAUCUGGUAAAAUAUACAAUGCUGAAAAGUACAUGACCCCUCUUCGCCAGUUGUUUCCACUAUUGCAAACAAAACAAACUCUGGCUACAUCAGAGGAGCUUGCAGUGUUCAAGGGACAUUCAUCAAGACUGGCAGCAUUGGAUUACACUCUCUGUCUUCACAGUGAAGUGUUCGUGAUGACACAAGGAAGCAACUUUCCCCACUUCCUGAUGGGGCACAGACGUUAUAUGUAUGGCGGACAUGCAAAGACAAUAAAACCAGAUAAAAGCAAACUAGUCCAACUCUUUGACAAUCCAAAUAUCAGAUGGGAUCAAUUCAAGCACCACAUGCAGGACAUGCGUCGCCACAGUGAGACAAAAGGUUUCGGACUAAGGAAACCACAGGAAUCCAUUUACAACCUUCCAAUGCCUGACUGCAUGUGCCAUCAAGCUGAAAUAUGAUCUAGGAUAGCAUGUGCAAAGCAAGGAACCAGAGGUGUCCCACCCUUGUAACUUGUAAGUAGCCACACUAUUGGUAAGUGAAGGAAAUUUAUUGGUUGGUGUAGGAAAACAAUAUAGAGAUGCCAAAUAAUGUAGUUCUUGAAAUGAAUCUUUUCCCCCCAAAAGAACAACAGUCAGAGAUUCAGCAGUGAGUGUAGCAUAUAUGUAAAUAAGGUACUCCACAGCUUAUUGUACAUUAAUUUAAUUCAUUAUUUUCUUUGUUC
Messenger RNA from Panicum virgatum (switchgrass), 2028 nucleotides. Its product is annotated as O-fucosyltransferase 9-like. The coding region runs from base 161 to 1765 and encodes 534 amino acids. The record is from RefSeq and is a predicted model, not a curated record. NCBI's taxonomy places the organism in Eukaryota, Viridiplantae, Streptophyta, Magnoliopsida, Poales, Poaceae. The transcript is spliced from 10 exons.